This is a messenger RNA of Anopheles maculipalpis, 2689 nucleotides long. It is a transcript of the gene Nup50, whose product is annotated as nuclear pore complex protein Nup50. The record is from RefSeq and is a predicted model, not a curated record. Bases 5 to 2689 code for a protein of 894 amino acids. The transcript has a single exon. NCBI's taxonomy places the organism in Eukaryota, Metazoa, Arthropoda, Insecta, Diptera, Culicidae. Gene Ontology annotation, biological process: intracellular transport. Gene Ontology annotation, cellular component: nuclear pore.
CGUAAUGGCUAAGCGCGGCCCGCAGUCAUCCUUAAACCAUCUGAACUGGAACGAAACCGACGAGCCGGAAGAGAAGGGCGAGUUUGCAAAGGCCAGCGACGACGUUUUAAAACUGCGAGUGAUAAAGAAAGCUCGGCGCCGGGUAGCGACGGACGCGGCGGACAGUACCGCACCGGGUGCGGCCCCUUCGGCUUCCGUGUUUGGCUCGUUCAAAGGGUUCGCAUCGACACCGCUGGCGAAGGGAGGGGGCACGGAUAAGCCGGAUGGUGCGCCCAGUUUUUCCUUCCUCUCAACGCUUGGUGGUGCCGCCAAAACGAAUGGUAACGGAACCGCCACCGUAUCAUCGAGCGGUGCCGACAGUGGUGUAGCCGGUUCGACGAAGCCAAUGUUUUCGUUCGGCACGAAUCAGGGCACAAUCGGUGCGGCAGAUGCUGGCAAAAAGAUGUUCACCUUUGGAACACCCAAUGCACUGAAAGCGGACAGUACGGAGGGAGGGAAAAAUGCGUCCUCCACAUCAUCCGGAUUUGGUAUAUCAUCAUCAAAGGACAGUGAAAAGGACGGUACGGGUAAAGGAUUGUUCAGCUUUGGCGGUGCAACGGCAGCUAAUCCGGCAACUGCGGGACCGACACCAACCUUCUCCUUCGGCACGGUGCCAACUAAAUCGACGACAGAUUCAUCGAAACCGGAAAAAGGCUUCACGUUCGGGAUUGUUGGUGGCAACAAAGAUAAGUCAUCUGACACGACACCGAAAGGGACAUUUUUGUUCGGUUCCGCUGCCGCCAAGACCGACACCGGGGAGACGGAAAAGAAGACAAUCGCUUUCGGUGCAAAAGAUUCCUCCCUAAGUGCGGCCUCCUCGACGGGUAUGUUUAAUUUCGGAUCGAACGCUGCCAAAACCGACACGAACGAUGCAGAAAAGAAGACAUUCGGCUUGGGUAGCUCACCGGCCGCUACCAAAAGCACAUUUGCGUUUGGUUCGCCGGCUACAAAAACUGACUAUUCCGAGACGGAAAGGAAAGGAUUUACUUUUGGAAGUUCGCCGGUUGCAUCGAAAGAACCUCCGAAAGGAAUAUUCUCGUUCGGUUCGCCCGCAACUAAACCGGCCACAGCUGCUGACACAUCCGACAAAGCAACCGUUACGUUCGGUUCGCCGGCUGGCACGAAAGACACACCAACCACCACACCAAAGGGCACGUUUUCGUUCGGUUCGGUAGCGCCGAAAGCGGACGAAGCAUCCGAUAAGAAGGCUACAACAUUUUCGUUCGGAUCUAUCGCUUCUUCCGGCACACAAGGUUCGCCGAAAAGUACAUUCUCUUUCGGUUCAGUUCAACCCGGCAAGAAUGAUGCGAUCGGCUUUGGGGCAGCAGCAUCCUCUCCUGCCAAGAAACCAUCCGAGCCAGAAAAGAAAACGUUUUCCUUUGGCAUUCCUCCCGCUUCGAGCGUUCCGGUGGACAAAAGCAAGGCUUCGUUCGGCGCCCCGAAGGAGAACAGCGAAGACACGCUGAAGAAAAUGUUUAGCUUUGCCCCAUCGACAACGGCACCGGCCCCGAAGGUAGUGGAUUCCGGUAAAAAAGAUGAGGAAAAGAAAUCGAUGUCAUUCUCACAUACUACAACCACCACCACAAAUCCGACACCCACGACCACCCAGUCCACCAGCAUGAAAAAGAACGUGAUUGCACUAAACCAUGCGUUCGUCGCGUGGAUUACGCAAAAGUGUAAGGAGAAUGCGUACUGCAACUUUAGUCCGGUGUUUAAAAGUUAUGAAACAUAUUUUGCGAAAUUCAAAGAAUUGGAACAGAAUGGUACGGAACAAAGUGUGUCCAACAGUACGGAGUCGGGUGCUGCUACGAAAUUAACGUUGCCAUCUUCCCAACCAUCGAAAACAGAAGGAUUCCCGGGUAUCCCGACAGCAAAGCCUGGACUGGAGCCUAAACCAAUCGAUCCGAUUGCGAAAGAACCCGAAAAAACUAAGGAAAAGACAGGCUUCUUCUUCGGUACUUCAGCACCAAAAGAAUUGCCCACAGCGAAAACGCUUGCUCCGGCCAGCGGUGGCUUUACGUUCGGUUCCGGGAAACCACUUACAUUCGGUGGAUUUUCGAGCACCAAUGCCGCUCCCAGCACGGCAAGCACCACCACUAACAACGCCUCAACGGUGUCGACCAGUUCGCCAUCCUUUUUUGCCGGUGCAUCAACAUUCGCCAGCAAAUCACUAACUCCCGGAGGAUUUACAUUCGGUAGCGGAAUAGUUAAGCCACCGGUUCCGGAUAGCAGUGCGGCCGGUGUUAAUAAAGACACGGCCGGCGGGGAAGAUGCCGAUGAUGACGAACCACCGAAGGUAGAAUUUACUCCGGUCGAGGAAAAGGACAGUGUGUACUCGAAGCGUUGCAAGCUGUACUUUAAGGUGGAUUCAUCGUACUCGGACCGUGGCGUGUGUACGCUACACAUAAAAAAAGUCGAUGGGAAGGUGCAGUUGCUGGUCCGUGCCGAUACCGCCCUUGGCAACAUUCUGCUUAACAUCAUACUGAACGAAUCGGUACCACUGCAGCGUGUAGGCAAGAACAAUGUAAUGUUGAUCUGUUUACCGUUGCCGGACUCGAAACCGCCACCGACAUCGGUACUGUUGCGCGUAAAGACAGAGGCCGAAGCGAACGACUUGAUGGAAACGUUGAUGAAAUACAAACCGAAGUAG